UUCGAAGCUAAAACUGUUGCUCAAAACUUUUAGGCAGCUUCUGUGAUCGUGGAGACUCAGUUCAUCCUCUCGAUUGCUCUUUUUAAAGAUGUCUGGUAGCAGCUCUGAAGAAAAGGGAUCCUAUGACAAUCCGGUCAGGUUCAAGGAUCAAGAGUAUGACACCCUUCUUCAAAGUUGUCUUAAAUCUGGCAUCCUGUUUUCAGAUGCGACUUUUCCAGCGAAUCAAAGUUCUCUCGUUGUGCCCGUGGAUCCUGACCCCAAAAAGGCAAUCAAAUGGCUGCGGCCGAAGGAAAUCAAAAGCAAUGCUGUCUUUGUUGAGGGCACCAUGGGCACCACCGAUAUCUGCCAGGGCCAGCUGGGCAACUGCUGGUUGCUGGCCGCCCUGUCCUGCCUCACCAUGCAUCCGACUCUGUUCGUGAAAGUGGUUCCGGCCGGCCAAAGCCUGAGUGAAUCGUACGCGGGCAUCUUCCGGUUCAGGUUCUGGCAGUAUGGUGAGUGGGUGGAGGUGAUAGUGGAUGACAAGCUGCCUGUGAGAGAGGGCCGUCUGCUUUUCAGCUAUUCUCGCAGCAGCAAUGAGUUCUGGAGCGCCCUGGUGGAGAAAGCUUAUGCCAAGCUGAUUGGUUCUUAUGGCAGUCUGAAGGGGGGUAUUAUCUCAGAGGGGAUGGAAGACUUUACGGGGGGUAUUGCUUACUCCCUCCCCGUGUCUUUACGGACCCCCCGCGUGCUCUGGAAAGCCCUUACCGCUGCCCUGGCAAGGAGCAGCCUGCUCAGCUGCUUCAUACAUGCUACGAAUGUGAAGGACAUUGGCAUUGUGACAGCAGAGGGUCUGAUCAAAGGUCACGCUUAUGCCAUCACUGAUACUGAUAAGGUCCAGAAGGAGUCUGAGGAGGUUCUGCUGCUGAGAUUGCGUAAUCCCUGGGGGUUUGUUGAGUACUGCGGGCCCUGGAGUGACAAGUGUGAGGAUUGGGACUGUAUAGACGGUGCUCAGAAGACAAGACUUGAGUUGGCCAAAGUUGAAGAUGGAGAAUUCUGGAUUGGUGUAGAGGAUUUCUGUCGACUGUUUAGUACAGUGGAAAUGUGCAGCGUAAAUCCUGAUUCUAUGUCAGGGGAUGCGAGUAAUGACACAGCAUCUCCUGUUUGGACUUUGAGCUCACAUCAGGGUACCUGGGUCCCUAUGUGCUCUGCAGGGGGCAGCCGUCGCUACCCAAAAUCUUUCUGGAAAAACCCUCAGUUCCGGCUGGUCGUGUCUGAGAAAGAUGUGGAUGACUAUGACUUUGGAGAGGAUGAGUUUAAUGUGGAUGACGCGGUAGGUGGAGAAGAGGAUGAAGUUGAUGUGGUGGCUCCUGCUAUUAAAACGGAGAAACAGGAAGAGAAAAAGAAGAAGGGGACAAUACUGGUGGAGCUUCUCCAGAAAUACCGCAGACAGAAAGAUAAAGUUAACUUCCUCUACAUUGCUUUCCACAUCUACAAGAUCCCACCUGAGCUGCAGGACAAACCUGGUUCUCUAGAUCAGCAGUUUUUCUCCAACAAUAGGCCAGUCGCUCGCUCUGGAAAAUACCGGAGCAUCAGGAGUGUGUGGAGGAAGGUGCAACUGGAACCUGGCAGUUAUGUUAUAGUGGCCUCUGUCUAUAGGCCCAACCAGCAGGGGGAGUUCUUCCUUCGUAUUUACACCAAAACCGCCAGCAUUCAAGGGUUUCAGGAUUUCCCCUGUACCAACAAUUACUCUGUGGCUGUAAUGUCAAAGCCGUCUUUACCUGAGGAUGAGUUCAGGGUCCAGAAGUGGUUUGAUGAGAAAGCUGGAUCGGAUGAGAGAGUGAAUGCCGUGCAGUUUAUGAAUCUGGUCAACUCAGUGUUGGAAAAAGACUAUGAACUUCCUCUGGAGACCUGCAGACAGCUCAUAUUUGGGGAGGAUACGGGUGGCAGAGGCCGGCUGUACAGAGCUCAAGCAGAGAAGCUGCUCACCUCCCUACGCAAUCUGCAGUCCAUUUUUUUCCAGUUUGAUGAGGACUCAUCUGGAACCAUGAGCCCGUUUGAACUCACUCUGGCUCUGAAUGCUGCAGGUGUGGAGUGUGACAGUGUUGUGGUGCAGAUGUUGUGGGAGAGGUUUGGCGCUGGUGAACUCUACCUGCCCUUCUAUGGCUUUGUGUCCUGUGUUGCCAGGCUGCAGGUGCUCUUUGAUCUCUACGAGAGGGAGACCAGCACAGAGGUGAAGGACAGUGGCAUCAAUGCUUGGCUGCUCAAGCUGUUGGCUAUAUGAGCCGGUCCAGACAUGACACCUCAGCAGGACACACUUGCUAGGCCAAGUCACUCCGACGUCAUCAGCCUGUGCCUGCGUACCCAACUCUCUCUAUCUUAUUUGUGUUGUAUUCGGACCUUUGCCCUGCAGUUGCAUCCACCCACACAUUGUUCUAUCAUUUGGGGUCUUAGACCAUGUUCUGUAGGUCAUUACUGUCCGGAUACAAAAUUGACUUUUCAUCCUUAACACACUACGUCUAUCCUGAGCAUUCAUAAUCAGCAAAAGAUUUGAUAUUGUUAAUGAGAUAGUCACGCAUUUAUUCAUUGUAACUGAAUUGUUGAUGAUGCUUUUAGUCAUGAAAUCGUCAUCAUUAUUAGUGUUGGUUUUACUGAUAUUUUGGUCGUAUUCCUUCACUUUCAUUUUAUGCAAUAAAAGCAGAAUCAUUUCCA
Messenger RNA from Triplophysa dalaica, 2685 nucleotides. RefSeq names its product calpain 12 (gene capn12). Gene Ontology annotation, biological process: proteolysis; negative regulation of apoptotic process. The transcript is spliced from 21 exons. Gene Ontology annotation, cellular component: cytoplasm. Gene Ontology annotation, molecular function: calcium ion binding; calcium-dependent cysteine-type endopeptidase activity. The record is from RefSeq and is a predicted model, not a curated record. Lineage: Eukaryota; Metazoa; Chordata; Actinopteri; Cypriniformes; Nemacheilidae. Bases 89 to 2257 code for a protein of 722 amino acids.